Molecule: messenger RNA, 1371 nt
Organism: Neoarius graeffei (lesser salmon catfish)
Lineage: Eukaryota; Metazoa; Chordata; Actinopteri; Siluriformes; Ariidae
Gene: sh2d4ba
Product: SH2 domain containing 4Ba
Exons: 10
Coding region: 1-1371 (456 amino acids)
Cellular component (GO): cytoplasm
Source: RefSeq, a predicted model, not a curated record
AUGAUGCAAAGGAUCCUCCACAACAUGUACGUGGAGCCAGAACUGCUGGCCGAGCUGAACGAGGAACAAAAGCAGAUCCUCUUCUACGAGAUCCGGCAAGAGCAGGUCCGACGCUGGAUGGAGCACGAGGCUCGAGAAGCAUUAAAAUUGGAUGAAGGGUUUAGGAAGCCACGGGAAGAGCGCGCUUUGAAGAGAAAGCACAUUCAGUGGCUCCGUGGCAUUGAUGGUGAGGUGUGGGUGUGGGUCAUGGGUGAAGCUCCUGGAGAUAGAUCUUAUGAGCAGAUUAUCAAAGAGCUGAUGGAGGAGAAAGCACGCAGGCAAGCUCAACUAGAGGCUCAAGAGCUGUGGCAAAAGAAAGAAGCCGAGAUCAAGCAGAAAUUCAAGGAUGCCAUCGCUAAAGAGAAGACACGUCUCAUAGCUGGGAAGUGGAAGGAGGAAGCUGAGGACAGGAAGGCAGCCAAACAGGAAGAAGAGCGCAUACAGGAGGAGCUAAAGAAACGUGAGGAAGAAGAGAAGCAGAAGGGAGAGGAGGAGGUUCGGUGUGCUGAGGAGAAGCGAGUGAAAGAGCUGUACAUGUCGCUCCAGCAGGAGCAAAAACAAAGUGAACAUGAUGACAAGGACUGGGAAGAACAACUGCAGCGGUCCAAGGCAGCAGAUGAGGAGAUGAUGAUGAGAGCACGCUGGGCGAGGGAUGAAUAUAAGCGCCAGUCCAUCCGAGCAAUGGAAAAAGGCCAUUUCAAGCAGCAUAUACCUGUAAGCAGGAGACACAGUGCAAUCAGAAUCAAGCCAUCGGACAAACCACUGGAUAAAGUCCCACCUUGUGGGAAAGAACGUCCUCGGCCCAGCCUCCAGCCUGCAGAUCCUCCACUGUACCGCCGAAGGCAGAGCCGCAGAUCCAGCAGCACUCCAACACAGCCACUCGUUGAUAGCCCUGCCUGGGUUCGUGCUCCCUGUUCCAGCUCAAGAGAAUCAGUCAUUCUGUGGUUCUCUGAGGACCAGAAGCCAAAGAGGGCUGGAUAUGAACGAACAAGCAAAACCAUCGCCACGUGGUUUCAUGGAAUAAUUACACGUGAGGAAUCUGAGAAGUUACUGAUGAACGAAGCUGAAGGCGCCUUCCUGGUGCGAGUCAGUGAGAGAAUUUGGGGUUACAUCCUGUCAUAUCGCACAGCCACUGGCUUCAAACACUUCCUGAUUGACGCCUCGAGGGAUUCUUACAGUUUUCUAGGAGUGGACCAGAACCGCCACGCCACUCUCGCUGACCUUAUCGACUUUCACAAGGAGGAAGUCAUUACCACCACUGGAAAUGAGCAGUUAAAGCAGGCGUGCAGGCACACUACGCCCCCUGGAGACUACGGGGGACUUUUCCCAUAA